AUGUUUAUAUGUGUGAAGGUUUUGGGAGAAAUUAAAAAUCAUUAGAAUCUUUCUGAUAGGAGAGAUUAGGCUUUGGGUUUGCUUGACACUAUGAUUAUUGUAGAAAUUUUAAGCGAAUUAUAAAUACAAUUUGAUUGA
Molecule: messenger RNA, 138 nt
Organism: Paramecium octaurelia
Lineage: Eukaryota; Ciliophora; Oligohymenophorea; Peniculida; Parameciidae
Source: the annotation of a GenBank genome assembly